Molecule: messenger RNA, 709 nt
Organism: Cuscuta campestris
Lineage: Eukaryota; Viridiplantae; Streptophyta; Magnoliopsida; Solanales; Convolvulaceae
Source: the annotation of a GenBank genome assembly
ACAAACAUCUCAUCUCAUCAAACUGUUUUACCUAAACAACUAUCCCAAACCACUUACACAAACAUCUGACAACUAACACAUGCAUGCCAAACACCAAAGUUUUCUCCUACAAAUCACAUUUUCCUUCUUUCGGUGGGAUGCUGAGGUGGAUUUGGUGUUUCUUGCAGGAAUCCAUCGUCACUUUGUCCUCUAUGGCUUAGCAGAAUAUCUUAGACGACGUUUUAAUAAGCACUUCAGUGCUGAUGAAGUUCUGAAGCUGUUGGAUCGCUUCUACAACUUGGAAAUGCUGGAGCCAGAUGAUGACACCGAAAUUCUGAACCAGGAGGAAGAUUUUUGUCUCCCGUCGAGUUUUUUCUCCAAGGAAGAAUCUUAACAGGCAAAAAUGGGAGGUGUGAAGUCAUAUAGGCGAAUAUGGUAGCAUCAAAUUUUUAUCUUUUGUUUUCUGGAAAAUGCUACUUUAAACCCAAGUGUGAUACUAAGGUCGACACUACUAAAAACAAUCACAUACAAGCAGUCCAUGUCUAUGAGACAGUCAUUGUUUGUGAGACAUUGAUGAUGUCAACCUUGGUGCCAUCUUUGGUGUGACUAUAUCAUAACCCUUGUUUUUCAGGAUGGUUACUUUCAUAGUAUCAUACUGUUUUCUAGAUGUAUAUAUUGAAGUAUCGGUUUGCAGAGUCAGAUGUCAAGUAAGUAAAUCAUAUUGUUAACU